This is a messenger RNA of Ahaetulla prasina, 3472 nucleotides long. It is a transcript of the gene MYOZ3, whose product is annotated as myozenin 3. The transcript is spliced from 8 exons. Gene Ontology annotation, cellular component: actin cytoskeleton; Z disc. Lineage: Eukaryota; Metazoa; Chordata; Lepidosauria; Squamata; Colubridae. Bases 314 to 1123 code for a protein of 269 amino acids. The record is from RefSeq and is a predicted model, not a curated record. Gene Ontology annotation, molecular function: actin binding; FATZ binding; telethonin binding.
UAGAAACUUGGCAUCCCAGCGGGGAAAGAUCAAAAAAGGCACAAGAGCAAGACCUGGGACAGCUGGGAAGCACUGACUUGGAGAAUCUCUUGGGUGAGGAAAAAGUGCUGCAAAAACUCACACGGGGCUCUAAUCCUCACCUGGGAAUCAUCCGCUCUGUCAGGACUUCACAACAGAGGCUCUGCUGUGGUCUGAAUAAGAUCCUGAGCAGGGUCAUGGAUUUAGGUAGAUAUGAGGCAAAUUCAAGGACUUUUGUUUCUUACUUUCUACUGGGAAAUGGUUCAAAUAUUCAUAUGAGAUAAAAGCUGGAAAUAUGUUUCCCCUUCCACGCUUGUACCUCAAAAGUGAGCAGUAUGAACCAAUUAAAGCCAUUGUGAAAGACAUUCAUGGAGAAGAGGCUCCAGAAUUAGACUUGGGAAAGAAGGUUAGCACUCCUCAAGACUUGAUGAUGGAGGAAUUGUCCCUGUCCAUAAACAGGGGGUCGAGACUUUAUCAACAAAGACAGAAGAGAGUGCAGCGUUUUGUGCUGGAGAAUCCUGCAGGCUACAAAAUUGACUCCAACAUGGCAGGUGGAGGCUCACACCCAGAAUACAAUGGAAUGGAAACUACCAAAGGAUGGAGGUCUGCUCACUCCACAAAGGGCAAAGAAAACUAUCAGAAUGACAUAAAUUACAUGGAGGGUUCAGGAAAGAGAGGACCUCCCCAAGUACCACAAAAAACAGACAAAGUCUUGCGGAUGAGCAAAUCCCUGAACCCCAGUGCAAUUGCUCCAGGCUAUUCUGGACCACUAAAAGAAGUUCCACCAGAGAAAUUUAACCGAACUGCAAUCCCCAAAGGUUAUCGGUCUCCCUGGCGGGAAUUCUUCUGCAAUGCUGAUUACCAGGUAGAUGUGAAAAACCAUUUGCCCGAGCCCAGAAAAGUGAAUAAUUUGGACAUUAGGAAUUUCAACAGGACUCCUACACCAUUUGGUGGGCCUUUACUGAUUGACGCGUUCCCUGGGUUUGAUGGAUUUGUGCCCCUUGCAGAUGCCAUGAAUGAUGUGAUGCUACUUUCAGAGAGACCCAGCUUCAACAGAACACCUCAAGGAUGGAUACAUGUUAUGCCUGAAUCAGAGGAUCUGUAGAGACUGCCUCGUAGUUGUAUCUCUUAUCCCAAAAUCAAUGCCUGCUUGACGCCCAGUUAUUAACAAAUAAUUGCCAGAAGAGAAAUUUUUUAGCAUAAAAUAGACAAAUCUUCUCACAUCAUGAAAGUAAAAAUAGCAACUUUGGCUUAUUGCUUAUUGUGAAAUGCUCCCGCCUGGUGCCAUUUUGACUACAAACUGUAACAAACCAUGUAGUUCAUAAUAGGAUGAUUGCUUAAAACAUUGAAACAAGGAGUGGAAGUGAUUAUUCAAUCCAAAGAGCAAAAAACACAAAACAUUUUUUUAAAUGAACAUAUAUCUAGGGAUAUGAGAAGAUACAGUAGUAUAAAAGAAUGCAGGACAUAUAAACCAGCCUCUCUCUGAUUGCGUUUACCUGCCUGAUCAGAUCCAGCAGAAAAGGUAAGCCACAGGCCCCUUAUUAGAGUGCCAGCUGGCAAGACCCAGAGCUUUCCUCUCAUGGUGACUUGAGAUUAGAUUUGCCCCAACACUGGUGGCCUUUCAUACAGCUUUCAUGUCCUGGUUAUUCCAUCAGGCAUAAGGGUUGGAAUAUAUGAUGGAGCCUGUAGAAUGGUUCUAAUGAUGACAAUAUAUAUAUAUGUAUGUGUGUGUGUGUGUGUGUGUGUGUGUGUUUUCUGAGGUUUUUACGGGUGUUUGUAUGUAGGUCUUUGGUUAUUCGGGUUUUCUCCUGCGUAAAAUUGGAAGUGUCUUGGCAACGUUUCGACGAAGUCUCAUUCAUCAUCUUCAGGCUUCAGCUUCGUGCUUCUGGGAGCAAUGAGUGAGACUUCGUCGAAACGUCACCAAGACACUUCCAAUUUUACGCGGGAGAAAACCCGAAUAACCAAAUACCUACAUAUAUAUAUACAUAUCUCCCUUGCUAUGGUUUAUAGAUUUAUUGAGGUGUUAAUUUAAUUUUUCUUUUGUGAUCUGCAGAUCCAUUUCAUUAGAUGGGUAGCCAUCUAAAUUGAAAUUAAACUUAAAAUAAAAUAAAGCAGGUUGAAAUCAAGUGAAUUUCAUAUUGUUUUGAAAAAAAAUGAUAGGUCAAAUGUGGAUUUAUGUUUAUGUCUAGUUUGUCUAAUUAAAUACCCAGAUUUUUUUUGAGAGAGAGAUCAAAGCUAGAUGUUAUAAGAGUUGCUAGAAAAAAAAAAUAUUACAACUAUUACAACUUUUUUUUCUUGUCUUGCAACUCAUUUCUCUGAAUUGUCAAUGUUCAACCUCCUUCAGUCUGGAAACUGAAAUUGACAGAGUAAGAACAUGAAUAUUAUAACACUAUAAUUUGAGUUUCAGCUAUGUCAACAGGCCUAAAAAUCAAAAUGCAUGGUGGGAUAGGUUUAUCUUUCCACCAGUCUGGAUUAUGAAGCAGGCGUUGAGGAAUAUAUAUUCAUUUUGGACAGCUGCAAUUAUGCAACUGUAGUCAUUUCUCACCUAGUCUACUGCAACACACUCUGUUGGGGGCUAUCCUUGAAGUCCAUUCAGAAGCUUCAGUUGAUGCAAAGCGGGGAAGCGGAAGCAGUCUUUGGUGCCCCUAAGGAUGACCCAUAUUGCACCUCAGCUCCACAGAUUUCACUGGCUAUCAAUCUGUUUCCAAAUACAGUUCAAGGUGUAAGUUAUGGCCUUUAAAGCCCUUAAUGGCAUAGGUCCAGGCUAUCUGAGGAACUGCCUUGUCCCAUUAGGACAAGCCCAUCCUACCUACUCAUGCCGACAGAGAGGGACUAUUCAGAUCCUGUUGACCAAAGAACUCUUGAUUCUUGAGAUCCAGAACAGCCUUCUCUGGUAAGCAUCUCCCUUUGGAACAUCUUUCUUUUUAAAGUAACAUUCUGCCCCCCCCCCCCCCCCCCGCCAAUCCUUCUGCAAGAGCCUGAAGACCUGGCUCUGCCGGUUGAUCUGGGAACCCAAUGGGGCCCUUCCACAAUGGAGGUGGUGCUGGAUUGAUGGCAGACUCCACCUCCCCUCCCCUUGCUGUCUGCUCUCCAUCACUCCAUCUCUCCAUCCAUCGUUUUGAUUAACAUGAAUCAUGACAUCAGCAAUUAUUGAGGGCCCAAUUGGCAAAAGCAAGUUCAGGACUAUAUUGCUUGGAAACAUGCAGGUCUUCAUCCUGCAGUGGAAGACAACGCCUAAGAUGAUGAUGAUGAUUCUUUUUGUGUCCGUUUAUUUUAUUGUUUUACUUCUGUUUACACUCCUUUCAUUUUCUUCCUUUUUAUUAUUGUAAGCCAGGUUGUGUAGCCCCAUGGCAAGACAGGCAGCAAGUUAAUUUAACAAAUAAAUAAGCUAAAGGCUAGGUCGAAGCAUCACUGAAAAAACCAAUUCGAAAUAUUUUUUUUUUAAAAAAAAUAA